Messenger RNA from Tachysurus fulvidraco (yellow catfish), 1602 nucleotides. It is a transcript of the gene cep44, whose product is annotated as centrosomal protein 44. NCBI's taxonomy places the organism in Eukaryota, Metazoa, Chordata, Actinopteri, Siluriformes, Bagridae. The transcript is spliced from 11 exons. The record is from RefSeq and is a predicted model, not a curated record. Gene Ontology annotation, cellular component: spindle pole; centrosome. The coding region runs from base 178 to 1233 and encodes 351 amino acids.
UAACUACACUAUCUAGUGCACUUAUAUAGAGGAUAUUACGGGGUUUGGGAGUUAACCAUAGUCGGGUUUUACCCGUAACAGUAAAAGUGUACGAUAUUAAACAAGAGGCUGAAACCGAGUGAUAAUUAUCUUAUUUACUGGUUUUAUCGAGUCUGUUGAGGUUGGGGAAAGGAGAAGAUGUCUACAGGUGAUGUGAAGGGAGGUCUGAGGAAGCUGCAGGCAUCUCUCAGAUCUGUAAAAUACCCCAGAGAUGUGGACUAUCAGGGCUUAGCUAAAGGAGAUCCGUCAUGCUGCCUGCCCAUCGUCAGUUAUGUCUUCACCUCCUUCUCCACCUCCGUGGCUGAACACCUGGUGGAACACGGCAUCGAGCUCGCAGGAAAAAACGACCUGAGCUUCGUGGAGUCCGUUUACAAGGUCCUGCGUGAUCUCUUCAGUUACAAACCCCUGUUAACUAAGCAGCAAUUCCUGCAGUUCGGUUUCGCCGAAAGAAAGCUCGCUCUUCUCUGCGACAUCGUCGGCUUCGUCCUGGACAAACACAAACAGCUCACUAAAGGCUCUAAGUCUGCUGGUGUGCUGAGGAGGAGGCAGCUCUCUCACUCCGACUCCAAAUCUGUGGACUGUUCUCCACCCAGAGAGACCCAGAAGACACCAAGCCAGAAAAUCGUUUCGAGCCGGUCGCUGGUGGAAAGGCACCCGAGACUCCAGAGAUCUCCAGCACACCUCAGCUUGUCCUCAGAUCAGGAUGAGAACGAGGAGCACAGGCAGAAACCUCACGACCAAUAUGUUCCUCAACCUGCUGCUCACACAGAGUGUGUGUCGGAGAGCAGGUUGCGAGCAGUGGAGGCCGGUCUGCAGCAGUGUGUGUGCAGGCUGGAGCAGCAGCUGAGCAAGCUGGACACCAGAGUGCAGGAACUGGAGAAGAGCACAGCUGGAAAGAUCUAUAUAGAGCGCAGUGCAUGGGAGGAGCUGGAGAACCGGGUACUGCUGCUGGAGACCGGACUGACGUUAACCCGAGCUCAGGGCCCGAUGAGAACGGGUGGGGUUAUGAGUUUGGAAGGGAGCCCACAUCAUGAUGAGAGUGUAGUUAUGGAGUGGGUUAAAGAGCACCAAACCUCACCAGCUAACCAAGUGUCAUCAUCUUCAGAGGAGAAUAUUAAAGAGAGACUGGAGAGAAUAGCCAGUAUGAUGAAGGACACAUCCAGCCUCCUGAAGAGCAUCGAGCCGUCGAUAUAAGUUUAAAAUCAUCAAGGGUGUUUAAGACGUGCGAUACAAAUGAAUGUAGAGGUGCAUAGUGAAGGAAAACCUCCUCAGGGGAAAUUUAUCAUGGAGUUCAUUUACAUUUUCUAAGCUUGGAUGCUGUUUUUUCUAACGCAAUGUGACUAUUUAUUCUCAGUAGUCUUAAGUGUCAUUAAAGUUUCUUGUCCAGUAGAUGUCGCUGUAACCCUGUACUUCACAGGAACGUGUUUCUGCUGCCCUCUAUCGUCGAUGAUGUGCAUGACCACUAUUCUCUCAGCACAGAGCUGAAAACAUGUUGUAUUUAGUUUGUAUUAUUUCUAUCACCCAGGCCUUUAGAUCAAGUAAAACCACACAGGUGAUGAAUGA